UGCACAUAGGAAUCUGCCCAUCAUGGAUGCAUAUCGUGAUAAACUUUGAAGAAUUCUAUACCGUUCUCACGCAAAUCGAAGCAGUCCUUAAUUCGCGCCCCCUUUUUGCUAACUCGCUGGACACCCACGAGCCGUCUGCCAUAACGCCCGGACAUUUUCUCAUUGGCAGAGCAUUGGUGGCUAUUCCAGAACCCACGCUCGAAGAUGCCUCCUUGAACCGUUUAACUCGAUGGAAAUAUUUACAGUCCCUCCGAGAACAUUUCUGGAGACGUUGGUCGAUCGAGUACCUUAAUACUCUACAAGCUCGGUCUAAGUGGAUCAAGGGUUCCCCAAAUGUUGUUCCUAAGCUCAUUGUGUUAAUUAAGGAAGACAAUCUUCCUCCUCAAUCAUGGAAGUUGGCCGUACCAUCAUAUUUUUUUCGUUUCAAUGGAGGUGGGAGGAGCCAACAUCACAAAACGCCGAUUCAGACAUCGGAAAUGAAUCAGGUAUAAAAGUAAUGCAUUCUGUACGUAUCAUAUCAGUAAUUUUGUAAAUUUCAAACCGUAAACAUCGCGAAAUAAACAAAUCCAAAGAGAAUCCGGAAUUUUCCUUUCUGCCACCGAAAGAGCACCAUUCGUGUUUCGUCCUCCACUGCUGGAUCUGAGGCAUCCGUUUGCUGCUGUAGCUGAGCCAUCGCAAUACAGUCCACUGACUUGCUGCGCAUCGGAGUGCGCACCCAAGGAAGCAAUUAGUGUUCGUCCCAUCGAAUUGAUCCACAUUUAGACCCCACCCGCGGUAAUCUAUUGUGGACACCAGUUCGACUAGCACACGGACAACCUAUUGCUGUUCCGAAUCGACAACCGUCGUCGUUUUGGAGCACCAUCAAGACAAGCCAUCCAGAUUCCUGAUCCCAUACAUUG
Topomyia yanbarensis is the source of this 899-nucleotide messenger RNA. RefSeq lists its product as uncharacterized. The record is from RefSeq and is a predicted model, not a curated record. Lineage: Eukaryota; Metazoa; Arthropoda; Insecta; Diptera; Culicidae. The coding region runs from base 27 to 491 and encodes 154 amino acids. The transcript is spliced from 3 exons.